This is a messenger RNA of Malurus melanocephalus (red-backed fairy wren), 3166 nucleotides long. It is a transcript of the gene FAM171B, whose product is annotated as family with sequence similarity 171 member B. The coding region runs from base 1 to 2274 and encodes 757 amino acids. The record is from RefSeq and is a predicted model, not a curated record. NCBI's taxonomy places the organism in Eukaryota, Metazoa, Chordata, Aves, Passeriformes, Maluridae. The transcript has 7 exons.
AUGUGUCAUUAUGACCUCCCUCCUGCUUUUGUGUUUUUGUCAAUAGGAUCCGUUUUUACACUAAAAGUUCAAGUGAAUGACAUCAUCAGCCAUCAGUACCUGCGGCAAGCGGCGGUGGAGGUGUUUGUGAACUACACCAUGACCAAUUCUACCCUCACUGGAAACAAUGGAGCAGUGUUGAUAAAAGUCCCCUACAAGUUAGGYUUAAGUGUAACCAUUGUCUCCUACAAGGAUGGCUACCUGCUGACACCUUUGCCUUGGAAGACGGCGAGAAUGCCAAUAUACUCGUCCGUGACGCUCUCUUUAUUCCCACAAAGUCAAGCUAAUAUAUGGCUGUUUGAAGAUACUGUCUUAAUUACUGGAAAACUGUCUGAUGCCAAAUCUCAACCGAGCGUUCAGUUUCCUAAAUCUUUAAUAAAGCUUCCAACAAAUCAUAUUGCAAAYGUUACAGCCUAUCUGACAGUGCCAGAGCAAUUUUUGAAAGUGGACAGCUUUCUCUAUACAACAGGAAUUAUUCUAAAUAAAUCAGGUUUCAAAAGCAUGGAAUUAACUCCUCUUGCUGCUGUAUGUGUAAAUGUCCUUCUGGCUGGGAAAGAACUGAACAUAAAUGGUCCCAUCCAGAUUACACUUCCUCUUCCCACGACUACUGUGAAAUCAGGAGAUGCUGUACCUGCCUGGACAUUCGAYAUGAAAAUUGGUGCUUGGGUAAACCGUGGGCUAGGAAUGGUCAAGGAGGUGGAUGGUCAGUUGGUGUGGACGUACACUGCUCAGCACCUGGGCUACUGGAUAGCAGCUCCACUGCCUGGCACCAGAGAAUCCAUUAUUAGUGCUGUUUCCAAGGACAUCACAGCCUAUCACACCGUGUUCCUUACGGCCAUACUGGGAGGAACUGUUGUCAUUAUCAUUGGAUUUUUUGCUGUUCUUCUUUGUUACUGCAGGGAUAAAUGUCAUCGGACACAGAAGAAGGAAAAAAACACAACUAAGCUGGAGGUCAUAAAAAAAGACCAGACAACAUCGACAACUCACAUAAAUCACAUCAAUCCUGUCAAAGGGUCUUUAAAGUUGGAGGAUAAGUCACAGUUAUAUACACCGAAGAUUUCUUCAUACAGCCCUCAAAGAAGGCUGUCCAUWGGCACAGAAGAUGGAAAAUCACAAGACAAUUUUAAAAUCUACACAGAGGAUGCUUCUUAUCAGUCAUCCUGUCAGACUGGUCAGGCAAGAAAUUCAGCCCAUUCAGUGGAAGCUAAUGCUGCAGUGAGGCUUUUACAGCAGCCAAAGCACAGUAACAGUACUAUUUCCCAGGCUUCUCGGGACAUUCCAGACCAAAACAGGUACCUUUCACUGAAAGAGGAGAUGUACGGGCUUUCCCAUAUCCCAGAACAUCUAAUGCAUAUUUACAAUCAGCCUAUUGCUAUUCUUCAAACCUCAGACCUUUUCCACUCCCCAGAACAGCUACAUCCUGGUAAAUCAGCCACUUUGCCCAGGAARGGGCAGCUGGUGUACGGCCCCAUGAUGGAACCCAUGAAUUGUGACAGUUACAUGCAAACACUCCCCAAAAUGCCYGUGCAUUCUCAUCCCCAGCCUUCUGCCUGCAGGGAUGAAAACAGUGCCCUGGAUGGCGGAGAAGGCUUGCCUUCCCAAGCAUCCAACUGGAGCCGGUACACCAACAGCUUACUGGAAUCUGUCUCUGUUCCUGGCACAUUGAACGAAGCMGUUGUGAUGACUCCGUUUUCUUCCGAACUUCAAGGUAUUUCAGAGCAGACACUGCUGGAACUCUCUAAAGGAAAGCCAUCUCCCCACCCUCGAGCAUGGUUUGUGUCCCUGGAUGGAAAGCCAAUCGCUCAAGUGAGGCAUUCUUUCAUAGAUCUGAAAAAGGGGAAAAAAACUGAGAGUAAYGAUACCAGUCUGGACUCUGGUGUGGACAUGAAUGAGCAUCAUCCUAGCAGGAAACUGGAGAGAGAGAAAACUUUCAUUAAAAGUAUGCCACAUUCAAAGAUUCUUUACUUGGAAGACUUGGAUCUGAGUAGCAGUGAAAGUGGGACCACUGUUUGCACRCCAGAGGACCAGGCUGUGAGGCACAUUAUGGAAGGAGGGAAUGGGUCAGUCAUAGAACAGCAUGAUGAKGAAGGUUUAAGAAAAAAAUCCCUACCAGGAAGUAAUGAAUCRGGUAUCCCUUCUGCUAAAAAAAGGGAUAGACCAACUCUCGUGAAAAGAGAUAGCAAAACCAAUAUCUGGAAGAAAAGAGAGGAGAGGCCACUUAUUCCUAUAAAUUAAAACACAAUGUGCUUUGUGCUGUUGCUCUCCCUGCUAGUUAUUGACCUCUUGGCUGCUUCUGUAAUUCUGCAGUGYUGGGUUUACAAAAGAAAUGUUGUUUUCUAGUAUCAAGAAAAGUUUCAAUUUUUUUUUUUUAAAUGUACAGGUUGAGUUACUAAACUUCAGCUGAGCAAUUGAUAUUCCAUGUGAAUUGAAACCAGGGAAAUGCUACUAUUAAACUUUUCCAGUUCCUAAUGUUACUGGCAGUAUGGGGAAGGCCCACAUUUUAAUUAGCCUGUCAUUCUUGGAUGCACCUUUGGGAACGCGCAGUGAGAAAUGUAGGCACGUGUUUUAAUUYUUUUGUACUUGUUGCUAAUGCGAUGGUAGCCUAGUUAAAGCCAUCCCUCAGCCUUGUUCCUACUCAACGUGACCAUCUGUACAGUAUUUUAUAUGUGAACUUUUCUAGGUAUCUGUUACUACUUCUUUGUAUAAUGUGAAACCUUUCAUCCAUUGGUCCCAACAACACCAGCAGAGGAGCUCUUCUGGAUUUAUCAGCGGAGCUCUAUAGCAUUACUGCCCUCCCUGUGUGCCCAUCUGUGUGCAAUUCCAUACAGCAGUGGCAGAAGGGCCAAGGCUACAAGCUCUGUGGCUGCUGCAGUUCAUGGUCCCCACUGUCUUAGGAUGUUGCCCAUCUGCUUUGUUUCAAUCUGCUUUGUUACGGCCCGUGGAUGUUGAAGAUUGACAUUGGCUAUGACGUGUCCACAUCCAGCAGAAAAGGACUGGUUCUGGUAGCAUUUGAAACUGCAGCUGCUCCUGAUCCCAGUGUCUUCUUUUGGCUUCAUUGUCAGUGAAAAUCCUCCCUUCUGCAUGCUGUUGGGCCAGUUGUGCUCCACCAUAUAGCCUUGAAUCUCUG